This is a messenger RNA of Entamoeba dispar SAW760, 1245 nucleotides long. RefSeq lists its product as uncharacterized. The coding region runs from base 1 to 1245 and encodes 414 amino acids. The record is from RefSeq and is a predicted model, not a curated record. Lineage: Eukaryota; Evosea; Mastigamoebida; Endamoebidae. Gene Ontology annotation, cellular component: membrane. The transcript is spliced from 2 exons.
AUGUUAAUCAUUCUCUUAUUUACAUUAUUUACUCUAAUUAUUGCUACUCCUAUAUCAUGUGACUCUUAUCAAUCUCAAAGUGGUUCUGAUUCUAACUCACAAACAGAUAUUGAAUUAAUUAUGAGCUUUGGAUGCUAUUUUAUUGUAACUCAACAAACUACAUUCAAAUCUAUUAGUGGAGAAGGAACAGUUGUUAUCAGUGGAGCUGUAGAAGUUACUGUAAAUGACUAUAAAGGAGGAAUUAUUCAAUUAAAUAAUGAAAAUGCGAAAGUUAAUAUCGUUAAAACUACAGAUUCACUCACAAGUGAUAACUCUAAGAGUCAAAAGAAAAUAGUUGGAAAAGGAACUACUGUUAUUAAACCACAAAUAAUAUCAAACACACAAUCUACAAUUAAUUUAGGAAAUGUUAUUAUUGAGAAUAGUCAAUUAUAUCUUGAUAGUGGAAUCUAUGAACUCAAUGAAAAAACAAUUAAUUUCCUUGUUAAAUCAAAUGAUUUUAUGUUAGUUAUGGGACCAAGUACACAAAUUAAUAGUAACACUCUUGAAGUAAAAACAUUGAAUUUCAAUAUUAAAAUUGAAAAAGAAUUAGAAGGUCCAAUAUACUUAUUAAGAACAUCUUAUCAAAACUUUAUUAGUAGAUUUGGAGUUAAAUUUACAAUCACAUCCAAUAAUAAUCAUCUUAAAGGACAAGCAUUGAAUUCAAUAGAUUCAAAAUAUGAACUAACACAAGUCUGUCGUAUUUAUGUUGCAUUAGUACCAAAAGGAUACACAAUAACUGAAUGUCCAAAAGAUCCAUGUGGAACAAAUGAAGCAGGUGUUUUUUCACAAGUAACCAAUGGAGAAGUACCAAAAUGGGCUAUUGCAGUUAUAGUAGUUGUUGGACUUAUUAUCAUUAUCGCUUUAAUACUCUUGGUCGCUUUUAUUCUUUAUGCCAAGUUGGUCUUAUUAAAGAACAGAAAGAACAAUAAAGUUUUUGAUGAUACUGAGAAUGUCUUUUGCCAAACUCCAGAAGAAACAACUGAACAUGAAGAGUCUCAAAAUGAAACCGAAUCUUCAGAAACUUCUGGAAGUGGAAGUGAUGGAAACUCAAGGACUAGUCAAGUUUCAUCAGUAAAAGAAGUAAAGCUUUCCCAAAGCGAUGAGUUUAGCAGUGAAGAGUCAUCUGGUAAUAAACAAUCAGACAAAAACGAUGAUUCUUCUGAGAAUGAAGAAUCACAAAAAAGUGAUAAUCCAACGAAAGACUAA